AUAAUAGCAAGGUUGUACAAGAACAGGAUAAAUUGACUGAUUCUUAAAUUUUUUUCAUUCAUCCUGUAUAAGCAAAUACAUGUGUAUGUAUUUAUUAUUAUGCAUGUAGGACUAUGUUAUUUUAUACAAUUUAAAACCCAAUUACUAUGUAUGUACAAUUUUGAAGUGACGUCAUCACAUUAGUGGUAGGGAUGAUUGGACAAAUUUUGGUUAGCGUUUUAUCAUCUACAUGAUAUAGGUACCUAAUAUAAAUACAAAAUUUGAUAAAAAUCGGCCCAGUACUUUCGGAGAUUAUCUGUCUACUAAAAAUCCGGGACGGCAAACAGACGGAAACGGGAGACCUAUUUCUUCGUCUUCUAGGGAUCAUGAAAAAUCGAGAAAAUGUAAAAGUAGAGAGUCGGCCGACGGACUCGAUUACAAUACUUCCUUUGCUUACGCUCGAGAAGUAAAAAGGCAUUAAAAAGAACAUUGCAUUUGUUUUAAAUCUAUCUAAAGACAAAAUUCUUAUUUUGCAUUAAAAUUUGUAUGUACAUAAUCCGUGUGUACCUAUCGUUAUCGUGUAGAUAGUAAGAAACAGCAGAACAUUCGUACAAAGGCCAGGGUCGUAAACCAGUAAGCAGAAGUCGCGAGUCAUUCGCGAGUGCUUAUAUUAUAGUUAUUAACUUAUUACAAUUUAAAUAAGAUAACAAUUUACUACAAAUAAAAAAAUGAGAACACGUAAAUAUAUUUAGAUUUAUUGGAUUAAUCAACCUGAAGUGUGUUAAAUUAAUGAACGGUUUUGUUUUUCAGCGCCAGUGAAAGUUUUACUUUUAAAAUAAAAACAAGUGCCUCAAUCCGUUUUAGCACAUGUAACAUGCUUAAUAGCUCUGAUUUAAAUGAGCACUAGUAAUAAUAAUUAUACAGGUAUUAUUUAAUCUAAACGUAAUUUUUAUUACUACACCACAGCCAACUGCAACAUGUCGACGAUAGUGAAUUUCAUUUUGUGUUCUUUGGUUGUUUGUGCGUUGUCGGUAUUUUACAACAUAACCUACAAUUGUACACCACCGAAAAUGGUAAACUUGGGUGAUAUUUUCCCAAACUUCGAGGCAGAAACAACUGUAGGUCGAAUCAAAUUUCAUGAUUGGCUAGGAAAUUCAUGGGGUGUUUUGUUUUCACAUCCCGCCGAUUUUACACCCGUUUGUACAACAGAAUUGGCCAGAGUUAUACAACUGCAUUCUGAAUUUACUAAACGUGGAGUAAAAGUUAUAGCACUGUCUUGUGAUUCUGUAGACACACAUAAAAAAUGGUUAAAUGAUAUAAAAGUUUAUGCUGGUUAUUCGGAAGAAGGUUUUCCGUAUCCAAUUAUAGCGGAUGAAGAUCGUGAACUGGCUACCGCUUUGCAAAUGAUUGACCCCGACGAAAAGGAUGCUGAUGGCAUACCAUUAUCAGCCAGGGCUGUAUUUAUUGUGGAUCCCAAGAAACGAAUGCGUCUUUCUAUAUUGUAUCCUGCUACAACAGGAAGAAAUUUUGAUGAAAUUUUAAGAGUCAUUGAUUCUUUACAACUAACGGAUAAACAUAAAGUUGCUACUCCUGUCGAUUGGAAACCUCAAGAACAUGUAAUGGUACAGCCUUCUGUGUCUGAUGAAGAAGUUAAAACUUUGUUUCCUCUUUUGACAAUUGUUGCAUUACCAUCAGGCAAAAAUUAUGUUAGGAAAACUCCACAACCCUAAAUGACUGAAUCUAAGUUUUAUUUUAAUAACUUAAUUUCUAUUUUUGUAACACUGAAUAGUUUUUAAAUAAAUAGUUCAAUUUGUAA
Zophobas morio is the source of this 1795-nucleotide messenger RNA. Its product is annotated as peroxiredoxin-6. Gene Ontology annotation, molecular function: peroxiredoxin activity. The record is from RefSeq and is a predicted model, not a curated record. Gene Ontology annotation, biological process: cell redox homeostasis; cellular oxidant detoxification. The transcript has 3 exons. NCBI's taxonomy places the organism in Eukaryota, Metazoa, Arthropoda, Insecta, Coleoptera, Tenebrionidae. Bases 957 to 1709 code for a protein of 250 amino acids. Gene Ontology annotation, cellular component: mitochondrion; cytosol.